AUGAGCAUCAAGGACAGAUUUAAAGGUGAAUUGAAUGCUGAAGAAGUUGAAGAGGCGGAAAUUCAAAUCAUUAGAACAGCCCAAAAAUGUGAGUUUCAUUGUGAAUACAGAUUGUUGAAACAGAACAAACCUCUUCACCAGAGCAGCAAGUUAUUGAGUCUAAACCCUGGAACUGAUGAAGACGGACUCCUGCUGUGUGAUGGACGUUUGAAAUAUGCAGAAUAUUUACCAUAUGAUGUUCGAUACCCUGUCAUUCUCCCUAGAAACAAUCGUGUCACUACACUUAUUAUCAAGUAUCACCACGAAAAAGGAAAACAUGUGACAGGAACAAAUCACACACUUUCUAUGAUCUCAUCACGGUUUUGGAUAAUAUCCGCACGAGAAGCAAUACGGAAGUGGGAACGACAAUGCAACAAAUGUUGCCGCAACAAAGCCAGACCAGCAGAACAACUGAUGGGUCCCCUUCCAUCAAUUCGUACAAAGCAACCAUUACACGCAUUUUCCCGAACAGCGGUUGAUUAUGGAGGACCUUUCACUACGAAGCAGGGACGCGGAAAACGGCGAGAUAAGAGAUAUCUAUGUCUCUUCACGUGCGUGAUGUCAAGAGCAGUGCAUCUAGAAGUUGCCUUCGGACUUGAUACAGAUUCGUUCCUCAACGCAUUUUACCGGAUGGUUAGCCGAAGAGGUCUAAGUAGUGUAAAAGUACCCUUUCUGGGCCAGAUACCUUACUAUGGGCUCCACAGUGGAGCUGUGGAGCAUCUGACGUCAUCCAUAACCAUAGCAACACCAAUGACGUCAUCCAUAACCAUGGGAACCCCAACAUCAUCCGUUCCAUAUGUUAACCCCUAG
Molecule: messenger RNA, 849 nt
Organism: Magallana angulata
Lineage: Eukaryota; Metazoa; Mollusca; Bivalvia; Ostreida; Ostreidae
Exons: 1
Coding region: 1-849 (282 amino acids)
Molecular function (GO): nucleic acid binding
Source: RefSeq, a predicted model, not a curated record